CUAAGACUUGGUUGGGCUGGAAGUAUUGCCUGGUUUCGAAGGAAACGAUCGAGACGCUCAGCUCUGCAGCAUCUGCGCUGUUUCCAAGAUGGAAUGUAGCCACCAGAUGGAAUGUAGCCACCAGAUGCUCCUGCUGUACAUAGAAAGCUUAUAUUGCCAAACAUAAAACUCUAUACUGUCUUCAACAAUCCAACCGGCCCACCCUUUCAAUCUAUAUCCCACAGCCUCUCCUUCGCAGUUUCCAACCACCAGAGAAACCCCAGAACCGCAAUGCCUCGUCAGCCAUCCAGAGAGCCGCGGCCGCGCAAGCCAGCCCACCCCCCCACGGACCCCAACCGCCCCUCCCCCCUCACCGAUGGAGCACGCUGGGUCCAGGCCAACCCGCGCACAGCAAGCGCCCUCGUCACCAGCGCGGUAGCCCUCGCCUUCCCGGCCGCCAUCUCGGCGCCCAUCCUCGGCGCCCUCGGGUUUGGGGCCGGAGGCAUCGUCGCAGGUAAGUUUCUUCUUGUACCUUCCCCCCUUCGGUUCCUGACCUUCCACCCAAAAGGCUCGUUCGCGGCAUGGCUGCACUCCCUCGUCGGCAACGCUGCUGCUGGCGGGGCGUUCGCGGUCCUCCAGAGCGCCGGCAUGGCUGGGUAUGGAGCUGUCGUCGUCAACGGCGCUGUUCAGAUUGCGGGGGGGUUGGGCGUUGUUAUUGCUGCCGCUGUGGGACGCGUGGCUGGGGGGAUGGCUGCCGUUUUCAGGGGAUGGUUGGGCCGUUGGACUUGGUGGACCGGAGAUUGAAAACUUUUAUUUAUUAUGGCGUGGGUCGUUUACUCAACAUGGACGGACACCUGAUGGGUGGAUGGUUGA
Molecule: messenger RNA, 852 nt
Organism: Phialemonium atrogriseum
Lineage: Eukaryota; Fungi; Ascomycota; Sordariomycetes; Cephalothecales; Cephalothecaceae
Exons: 2
Coding region: 271-783 (170 amino acids)
Source: RefSeq, a predicted model, not a curated record